Paramecium sonneborni is the source of this 1082-nucleotide messenger RNA. The record is from the annotation of a GenBank genome assembly. Lineage: Eukaryota; Ciliophora; Oligohymenophorea; Peniculida; Parameciidae.
GAUUCUAACAAUAUUUAAUGAUAAUAAACUUUUUGAGUUUAAAAAUGAAGUGGUAACAGGUAUGGUAUUAAUGAAUGUGAAAGUGAAGAGGAAUAUGAUAAUAUAAAUAUAGAGAAUGAAAAUAAAUGAAAUUAGAAUGUGAUUUAUAUAGACGGAUAUUGUAUUUAAGAGAGUUAGAUCAUCAAUUCCAGUUAAUUGAAUUAAUUGUUAUAAAUAAAAUGAAUAAAUCAUUACUUCAGUCACCAAUAAAGCAAUAACAUCGAAAGAUAGUUUCUUAAUAGUAAAGUAGUCGUGGAUAUCGAUUCUUUGAUAAAUUAUCUUUAUUUACAAAGCAUAGAAUACCGAUAGUUGAGGAGACCCCAUAAAAAAGUGAACGAUAAUCAAGGAGAUUGAAAAAGUACUUUACAACAACAAUGACAAAUUCUAGCUGCAAUUGUAUUAAUUGCGGUAAGAACAAUUCAUUUAUACAAAAGACUUUUAAAUUAUUUCCUUUCGAGAGCAAGUAAAUUGAAUUAAUUUAAUACAAAUUAGUUUUAAUAGAAGGAAGAGACUCUAUAAAAGGUUUAGAAAGUAUGUUCAUUGUGUGUAAUUUAUAAUUAGAUAUAAGAUUGUUUAAAAAAUACGAGAUAGAUAAAGGAAUAAAAUGAAGAGAGCAAUCAACUAGAAUGUACAUGUUCAUAAACCUUCUGCAGUGGCAAAUUUAUUAGCUGAAGGAAUUAAGUAUAUGUAAUAAAUAUAGUUAAGAUAAUUGAAACAAUAACAUCAUGUAGAGAUAUUGAAUGAACAUGAUUCAGAUGAAGAGUUUUAUAAUUUUAAACCUAAGAUGCAUUAGAAUCGUAAAUCUUUGGCAUAGUUCUUAUGUACAACAAAGGGAUAAAAAAAAUUAGAAAGAGUCUACUAUGUGAAAUAAGCCAAUAGACCUAUUAGUUAAUAUAUAGCAAACCGUUCUAAACCAUCUACAACUUAAUGUUCUCCAUAAUCUAUCUUACCUUAAUUGAGUUCAUUGUAUGAUUUCAAAAAUUCGAUCUCUGUCAGACAUAUGAAAAAAUUCUGAUUACAAUAAUUAUUUUUUAAUAAUACCC